GGUUAAGUUUUAUUUAACAUUGAUUAACCUCAAAUUGUUUGUGCAAUUUCGUAGUUUUGUUUUUUUAUAACAUUUUCGUAAUUUGGAUUGAACAAAAAGAAAUAUCAACAGCAAAUGAGUUGUGGCUGGUGAAUUUUCCUAAUUAAAAAAUGGCAGUAAUAGGAUCGGCGACAGAUACACUUAACACCGCUCUUAAAUCUAACAUUGUACCCGAUCAAGAAUAUUUACUUCAAGGUUCGGUGUUAGACCAGUAUGUUGAGGUCUUACUUCAUAGACUGAGGGGAUUAUGUGAUAACGUAGAUAGUGGACCGGAAUCUUUUCACGAUCAUGAGUUAUGCUUUACACUGCGUGCAACCUCAGGUCCGGGAUCUGCAAUGGUAUUACCGUUAAGAGUUCGAAGAGCUUUGGAUGUACCAGAGGCUCCGUGGCAGCUACGUUACGUAGGGCAACACGAACUGGGAGAUAAAAACAGGCCUACAGUUGUUCGAUCAAGUAUCGAUAUGGCAUGCAGUUCUACAAUUGUAGAAUUUCUUACCGAAUUGGGUUGCAGAAUGGAUUUUGAAUACAUAUCUAGGGGCUAUAUGUUUAGGAAGGGACGUAUGAAAAUAACCGUGUCGAAAGUAUUUAAAAUGGGUGGUUUGACUAAUAAACCAGGUGAAAGUGUUGAACCUAUUUCACAGAGUUAUUUAGUUGAGUUAUCAGUUCUAGCUCCGUCGGGUCAAGAUGCAAUUGCAGAAGACAUGCGGGUGUUUGCAGAACAAUUAAAGCCUUUAGUCCACUUGGAAAAGAUCGAUUAUAAACGACUGGCUCAUUUACAAUAAAUUUAUAACUUUUUUCUUUAAUUUAUUAUAUUUGCUAGUUGCUACUGUA
Messenger RNA from Photinus pyralis (common eastern firefly), 870 nucleotides. RefSeq names its product mediator of RNA polymerase II transcription subunit 18-like. The transcript has a single exon. Gene Ontology annotation, cellular component: core mediator complex; mediator complex. Gene Ontology annotation, molecular function: transcription coregulator activity. The record is from RefSeq and is a predicted model, not a curated record. Gene Ontology annotation, biological process: termination of RNA polymerase II transcription; regulation of transcription by RNA polymerase II. Bases 150 to 821 code for a protein of 223 amino acids. Lineage: Eukaryota; Metazoa; Arthropoda; Insecta; Coleoptera; Lampyridae.